CAUUUUGUUGGAGUUAUUUAAGAGUCUGAAUGCUGUUAAUUCUCUUAGUUUCUUCUAUGAACUUAACUGCUGCUUGCGUGAUGCUGCGUGAUUCAUUGAAGGGGGAAAGGGCAGGUCACACUAUUAUUUAUGCCAUGGGCAGUUUUGUUGACAAUCCAAAGCACUGUCUUUACUUCUCUCUCUUGGCGGGUCACUUUUAGAAACAUGAUGUCAGAAGGUCAUUGUGACAUCUAAUGAAAAAAAAAAAAAAGACUGGGUCAUAUAAAAGCAGAGACAUUGUGAGGGAACAGUGGACUUUGGGACCAGCAGUGAGUUGGAGAUGAAGGGAGGAAAGAAUGAAAAGUCCAACCUCAAGGACUCCCCGCAGGAGAAUGGAGUACAGACAAACCAGUACAGCUCCAUCUCUCCUCCUGCCUCACCUGAGAUCCAGGAAGAACCGUUCUCCACGUACUUUGAGGACAAGGUGCCCAUUCCUGAAGGUGGCAACCAGAUAUUCAGUUUCCGAAAACUCUGGGCCUUCACUGGACCAGGGUUUUUGAUGAGCAUUGCUUACUUGGAUCCAGGGAACAUCGAGUCCGACCUGCAGUCUGGAGCUAAAGCCGGCUUUAAGCUCCUAUGGGUGCUCCUCUUAGCCACCAUCAUUGGGCUGCUGUUGCAGAGGUUAGCUGCACGCCUCGGGGUCGUCACAGGGAUGCACCUGGCUGAAGUCUGCAACCGCCAGUAUCCCGCCGUUCCUCGGAUAAUCCUUUGGUUUAUGGUUGAACUUGCAAUUAUUGGCUCAGACAUGCAGGAGGUCAUCGGCUGUGCCAUAGCUCUCAACCUCCUCUCUGUGGGAAGGAUCCCACUGUGGGGAGGAGUCCUCAUCACCAUAACAGACACAUUCGUGUUCCUCUUUCUAGACAAAUAUGGCCUGAGGAAACUUGAAGCUUUCUUUGGCUUCCUCAUCACUGUAAUGGCAAUUAGCUUUGGUUACGAGUAUGUGCUGGUAAAGCCAGACCAAGGGGAGCUGCUGAAGGGGAUGUUUGUACCCUACUGUGCCGACUGUGGGCCUGUGCAGCUGGAGCAGGCAGUGGGAAUCGUAGGCGCUGUCAUCAUGCCCCACAACAUCUACCUGCACUCAGCGCUGGUCAAGUCUCGGGAAGUCGAUCGCAGAAAUAAGAAGGAAGUAAAAGAAGCCAACAAAUACUACUUCAUUGAGUCUACUAUCGCUCUCUUCGUCUCUUUUCUCAUCAAUGUCUUUGUCGUGGCGGUCUUUGCUCAGGCCUUCUACAAUAAAACCAAUAUGGAUGUGAAUGCAGUUUGCAAUGCAACUGGCAGUCCACACACAGAUCUCUUCCCUCUCAACAACGGCACACUGGAGGUGGACAUCUAUAAAGGGGGAGUGGUCCUGGGCUGUUUCUUUGGCCCUGCAGCUCUCUACAUCUGGGCCAUAGGGAUCCUGGCAGCUGGACAGAGCUCCACCAUGACAGGCACCUACUCCGGGCAGUUUGUCAUGGAGGGUUUCCUGAACCUCCGGUGGUCUCGUUUUGCACGGGUACUGCUGACCCGCUCCAUCGCCAUCACACCUACUCUGCUGGUAGCCAUUUUCCAGGACGUUCAGCAUCUGACAGGCAUGAACGACUUCCUGAAUGUGCUUCAAAGCAUGCAGCUUCCAUUUGCUUUGAUCCCAAUUCUGACCUUCACCAGUCUGACAUCCAUUAUGAAUGACUUUGCAAACGGAUUGUUUUGGAAGAUUUCCGGAGGCAUCGUCAUCCUGGUGGUUUGUGCAAUCAACAUGUACUUUGUGGUGGUUUAUGUGACGGCGCUGAACAGUGUGCUGCUCUACGUCCUCGCUGCUCUCCUCUCCGUAGCCUAUCUGUGCUUUGUAGGCUACCUGGCAUGGCACUGUCUGAUUGCCUUGGGGGUUUCCUGCCUGGACUUUGGCAGCAGGAUGCAGAUGGGAUUGUCACGUCACACGGACAUUUACCUACUGAACGACAUGGACACUGAUUCUGUGGUUGAGAGAUAGGACGACACGUGAGUGGAUGUUGAACUGCGGUGACUGAGGGACACUGAUAGAUUACCUGACUGAAGCGUGGGACCACUGAAGCUUGGUCAGUACGAGUUCGCCUUCACCUCUCGUGUGCCUAACACAUUUUAAAGUGUCCUUGUAGCAACGCACAGACUUCUAAUCCUGCUCAAUUCAGUGAUGGAUGUUUUCUAUCACAAAUGUCUCAGCAGUCUCAGCUAACAACAUGCUGCAGGUCUCUUGACAAAUAAUGUUUAUGCAAAUAAUGGUUAGAUGUCUGGACUCAAAAAUGAGACAUUUCUAAAAAAAAAAAAAAAGAAAAAGAAAAAAAAAGUGGUGACUGUGACGCAGUAACCUAAAUCACAUUUUUUGAUAAAUCAAUCUCACCUCAAUGUCCAUAAAAUGACUUUUGUGCCCGUUGGCCUCUGCAAAUCACUCGUCUUAAAUGACUGAACCGCAACAGGUCAGUAACCCCAUAGCCUCAGUAAAGGAAAGGACGGCGAUAGUUGCCAAGCUGAUACUGCUGUGAUGAAAAAAUCACUUUCCAAUCAGAAAUCACUCAAAAAUAAAGUGACUACUCCAAAACAGGAAAUUGCCAGAGUCAUAAGUUCAGAGACACAAUUGGUUGUUUUCAGUCUGUGUAGCACUGAAGAUGCGCCAGGCUGCACGUUAGACUUGCCUGUUUUUCAUUUGAUUUUUUUAACCUUCUAUUUCUUUCUGGUUCACCUGACAUGACAAAAAAUACAAAGAUUUUUUUCCGUCGGCACACAUCCCCACAGAGUGAAAACAAAUGGAAAAAUCAAACACCAAAGUUGCAGCAUGUUCAAGUUUUUGUCUUCGGUGGCAAGCAUACCAAGCAGCUACCCUUUAUUCUAAUUUAUAUUCAAAUACAAUCUUUAAAUUAUCUAGAUGUUGAUAUUAGACUAAUAAAUUGUUAUAAUUAAUAUAUUGAAUAUGAACAUAACGUUUCAAGAAUGUACAAGGUGUUUAUAUGUGAUUAGUCACUCUGCUUACUGUGUUUUUAUUGUAAUGUAAGAGAAUGACAGUUUUAUGUCACUCUCUUUGUGUUACAGUUAUGCAAAAUAUUUUCAAAUACAUUUUGGUCUUGGGGAUGUACACGUUUGUAUUCCCAAGCCUUUUAAAAACUGGUCAGAAUUAACUAAAUCUACUAUGUGGAGGGUAGGAAGAAAUUCCUUAUUUCUCUGUUAGUAGUGUCAAAAAAUAAUCUGUGACAACAUACACAAACUUUAAGCCACAUGAUGAUACAUGUGUAUGUUUUUAUCACAUGUAUACAUUCCCAUUCAAUACAUUUAUACAUUUUCAGAGUUGCCAGAGGAUUAUGAAUGGUUUGUUCUUCCACUGUUUUGCUGGCAGGUAUAUUAUAACUACGCUUAGGUCAGUUUGUUUUAAGAUUUGUUUAUUUAUGUGUAGUUUAUCAUUUUUAUGAAUGCUUCUUAGGCUUGUAUGUAGUUUAAAUGAUUUCAUUUAAUUUGUGUCAGCAUUUUGUGGAGUUAAAGUAGCAGCUAGUCUUUUUUUUUUGUUUGUUUGUUUUUUGAUAAAGCCAAAUUUGCGCAGAAGUGUGAUGAGUGCAAUAGUGCAAUCUGUCACACAAUAGCACAGCAUAGUUGGCACUACAAACAGGUGAGGAACUGCUAAUGGUGAAUAAGAGAAGUGAUCUGAGGUGUUGUAUCAUGAGUAGAAACAGGGGCCAUACUCACUGUAUCUCAGGGCUCCUAGACUCUGGUGUACCAGGAGUGUCACAGGAGUUUGUAAUCGUCUAAAACAUGAGCAAGUUUGACUGUUUCAAAUGUGGGAGACAAGUGUGAGCUUGGCAGCAGAGUGCUGAUAUGACAAAUGCCUCUAAUUGUUACACUAUGAUACUUGCAUAUCUUCUUGUGCACUUAACUUUAACUGGAUUCGCAGAGAACCUUUCAGAAACCGUGUUACAGAAAAUAAAAAGAGUAAAAACUGUACAGAGAGGAUAUUAGACAAGAAGAAAGAAAUUAUAUAAAAUAAAUACACCAAACACCAGCAGGAUCCAUCAUGAAACACCUCAGAGGUGUGAUGGAUUGGGCUGUUUAGGGCUGCUAAUAAACAAAACCUUUUCAUUUUCCCCAAGUAUUUGACUGCACGUGUGUCUUCUAAUUACUGUGCAGACGACCACAGUGCCUCCUGUGUUCACCACCGUGCCUCAUUUAUUGUAUCUCUAUCAUCUCUAGAUGAUAAUUUAAUAUUCCAGUCAGAAUAAAAAUAAUAAGUCAGAAACUCCUGCCCACUGCAAAUAAUACUGUGAUACUCAUUUAAAUGCAAAAAUAUAAGCAACCUCUGUAUAGGUUUGUCUUCUUUGGGAUUUUUUUCAAAGAUUAUAUAUUUUUUGAAUUAUAUUUCUCUUAGCCAAUGAGUUCUUCAUUUGCCAUCAUUCUUUCUGAAAAAAUCUACAUCCAUUCCAAUGGGAAGUGCACUACUGAAUUCCAACUUUGCCACAAAUUAAAAAAAAAAAAAAUUAUUCUGACCUUUGCAACUGAAAUGACAUGUCAUGCCAAAUAAAAAACUAAUAUUUGUGCAUAAGAAGAUUUUAGUAAUUUCACUCCUGCAAAAAGCAUUUUUUUUUUUGUUUGUUUGUUUUUUUUAAACAAAUGUACCAGCACUUAAUGACAAAAAUUGGGCCAAGGUGUAAGUUAGAAAAGUUGACAUUGUAAGCUAUAGGAUAAACUGAUUUAAAUUUUUUGGGGGACCAUUGAUGGGAUCACAGCAGAGAAGCCAUGCUCAGCAAUUAGUAAAUGAUUUUGGGUGGACACUGCAACAGUCACUAAACAUAUUCCCCGCAGGAGACAUGUAUUUGGUUGAAGUGUGUACAUCAGGCAAACAUCAUAUGAACUUCUGACUGUACUAUCUAAAUGAAAUCAAUGAAAACAUUGUAAUGACCUAAUUGAUUCCAUAUAUUAAUUGAUUACUGCAUCAUGUAUCAGAGUAUCAAAUUAUUAUGAAGAAUAUUAUCUGAAUUUGGGAAUAGGUAGGCAUUAUUCAGAGACCAUUUUCUGGCCCCAUGGCCAGACAGGGAACUGGUACUGUACUGUAUUUUAAAUUGAUUAAAUAUGUUUUUUUCUGAUUUGAUUUAAUUGUACAGUAUGAUACAGAUUUGAGAGCUUAUUAAAGGGUGGUUUUCUGAUUUUUUUUGUCUCCAGGUCUGUUUUAUGUUUGAAUAUUUUGUUCUUGUUGAAUAAAAAAAGUUAAAUUAC
Molecule: messenger RNA, 5247 nt
Organism: Seriola aureovittata
Lineage: Eukaryota; Metazoa; Chordata; Actinopteri; Carangiformes; Carangidae
Product: natural resistance-associated macrophage protein 2-like
Exons: 16
Coding region: 320-2008 (562 amino acids)
Biological process (GO): metal ion transport
Cellular component (GO): plasma membrane
Molecular function (GO): cadmium ion transmembrane transporter activity; manganese ion transmembrane transporter activity; iron ion transmembrane transporter activity
Source: RefSeq, a predicted model, not a curated record